Messenger RNA from Octopus sinensis (East Asian common octopus), 2916 nucleotides. Its product is annotated as zinc finger protein 709-like. Lineage: Eukaryota; Metazoa; Mollusca; Cephalopoda; Octopoda; Octopodidae. The record is from RefSeq and is a predicted model, not a curated record. Bases 283 to 2916 code for a protein of 877 amino acids. Gene Ontology annotation, biological process: negative regulation of transcription by RNA polymerase II. The transcript has 8 exons. Gene Ontology annotation, molecular function: histone methyltransferase activity; protein binding; DNA-binding transcription repressor activity, RNA polymerase II-specific.
AUAUAAUCGACUUGAUCCCUUUGUCUGUCCUUGUUUGUACCCCUCUAUGUUUAGCCCUUUGUGGACAAUAAAGGAAUAAAUAUCUAAGCAAGAAACGGAAAAGAGGUCCGUAGCAUCGAACUCCAUCCUUCACCAGAAGCCGCUCCGAGACAAUGGUGGAAAGUGGAAAGAUGAUUACAAUGGCGGUGCUCCAGCAUGGCCACGGCCAUUGGACUGAAAACAUUAUAAGAGAAUACAACAAAUAUCUAAACAUUAAACCAGCAAAAAACAAAAGUAAGUACCAUGGUGUGUUCAAUGACAUUAAGGAGAAGACCCCAAAAUUACACUUCUUUUGAAGUACCGUCAGAUGGUAGCUUUAUUGAUUGUGAAGACUGCAAUGAAGAGUAUACUGGUGACUGUCCUAAUCAUGGCCCACUCCUUGUGGUUUCAGAUAAGAAGGUUGCGAAAGAAACUCCGAAUCGAGCCAAAUUAACUGCUCCACCUUGUGUGUCUAUCACCAAAUCAAAAAUCCCAGGAGCUGGUCUUGGAGCCUUUGCUCUUAUUACAAUUCAUGCUAGAAGCAGGUUUGGCCCUUACGAAGGAAAAAUUAUUAAUGAUUCGGAUGAUGUCCAUGCAUCUGGUUACAGUUGGAAGAUUGAAAAGAAUGGAAAACACAUCCAUUCUGUUGAUGCAAAGAAUGUGAAACUCUCUAAUUGGUUGCGAUAUGUAAACUGUGCAAGGACCGACGAAGAACAGAAUUUAACUGCUGUUCAGAAAAAUGGUAAUAUUUACUAUAGAACAUUAAGAAACAUUGAUCCUGGUGAAGAAUUACUUGUUUGGUAUGGAGAGGAAUAUGCCAAAUAUCUUGGUAUCUCACAAGGUGGACAACUGAAAGCAAAGACUGUGUCCACUGUUGGAGCAAAAUUAUCAGAAACAAUCAGUUCAGCAGGUAACUGCCGUUCUUCAAUUUCACGGAAUGGUAAAUUUCCUGGCAGUACCAAAGUGUUUGAAGACUCGAAGCAACAUAGAAUUAAUUUGUCACGAAAAAAUAAUAAAAUACAAACACAAUUUAUUAAGAGUGACACAAACUGUAUAGGGGAUCAUUUAUUGAAUUGCAGUAAUGGGAAUUCCAAAGAGAAACCAUUCCAGUGUGAGGACUGUGGAAAGACAUUCUCUAAUUCUUGUAUAUUCACAAAACACAAGGAAAUACAUUCUGGAGAGAAAGCAUUCCAGAAUAAGGAUUUCGGAAAGAAAUUUUCUGACUCUAGUAUAUUCAAAAAACACAAGAAAAUACAUUCCGGAAAGAAAGCAUUCCAGAGUAAGGAUUUCGGAAAUAAAUUUUCUGACUCUAGUAUAUUCAAAAAACACAAGAAAAUACAUUCCGGAAAGAAAGCAUUCCAGAGUAGGAUUUCGGAAAGAAAUUUUCUGACUCUAGUAUAUUCAAAAAACACAAGAAAAUACAUUCCGGAAAGAAAGCAUUCCAGAAAAAUACAUUCCGGAAAGAAAGCAUUCCAGAGUAAGGAUUUCGGAAAGAAAUUUUCUGACUCUAGUAUAUUCAAAAAACACAAGAAAAUACAUUCCGGAAAGAAAGCAUUCCAGAGUAAGGAUUUCGGAAAGAAAUUUUCUGACUCUAGUAUAUUCAAAAAACACAAGAAAAUACAUUCCGGAAAGAAAGCAUUCCAGAGUAAAGAUUUCGGAAAGAAAUUUUCUGACUCUAGUAUAUUCAAAAAACACAAGAAAAUACAUUCUGGAAAGAAAGCAUUCCAGAGUAAGGAUUUCGGAAAGAAAUUCACUGAUUCUAGUGACUUAAGUAAACAAGUGAGAAAAUACAUUGGAGACAAACCAUUCCAAGGUAAGAAACGUGGGAAGUCACUCCGUCAUUCCGGUGCCUUAAAAAUAUGUGAGCGAAGACAAACUGGAAAGAAACCAUGGAAGAAACAGUGGAAGACAGUCUCUCAUUUUGAUGAUUUCAAAAGACGUGAGAGAAUACAAAAUGGAGAGAAACCAUUCCAAGGUAAAAAACAGAAGACAUUCUGUCUUUCUGGUGAUUUCAAAAGACGUGAGCGAAGACAAACUGGAAAGAAACCAAUUUGUUCUGAAAAGUGUGAGAAGUCAUUCUGUGAUUUUGAUGCCUUAAAGACACGUGAGCCAAGACAAAAUGGAGAGAAACCAAUUCGUUCUGAAAAAUGUGAUAAGCCAUUCUGUGAUUCUGAUCCCUUAAAAACGCAAAAGAGAAUAAAUAUUGGAGAGAAACGAUUCCAAGGUAAGAAACAGAGGAAGACACUCUCUCAUUUUGGUGAUUUCAAAAGACAUGAGCGAAGACAAAAUGGAGAGAAACCAAUUCGUUCUGAAAAAUGUGAGGAGUCAUUCUAUGAUUCUGAUGCCUUAAAGAUGCAAAAGAGAAGAAAUAUUGAAGAGAAACGAUUCCAAUGUAAAAAGUGUGAGAAGUCAUUCUGUCGUUCUGGUGAUUUCAAAAGACAUCAAAGAAUCCACUCUGGAAAGAAACCAUUUGAGUGUAAGGAAUGUAAGAUGUCGUUCAGUCAGUUUGGGAACUUAAACAGACACAAGAAGAUACAUUCUGGAGAGAAACCAUUUGGUUGUAAGAAGUGUGGCAGGAGAUUUUCUCAGUCUACGAACUUAAUAAGACACCAGAGGACCCAUAGCGGAGAGAAACCCUUUCAGUGUAAGGAAUGUGGGAAGAAAUUCUCUGACUCGACAAACUUAAAUAAACAUCGAAGGAUCCACUCUGGAGAGAAACCAUUCCGGUGUAAGAAGUGUGGAAAGGCUUUCUCGCAGUCUGUUAACUUAGCAGUUCAUCAAAGAGUCCACACGGGCGAGAAGCCAUAUCAGUGCAAGAAGUGUGGGAAGGAGUUCGUUCAGUCUGGGCACUUAACGACACAUACCAAAGUACAUAGUAAAAAGAAACCAUGGCAAUGA